This is a messenger RNA of Ceraceosorus bombacis, 2290 nucleotides long. The record is from the annotation of a GenBank genome assembly. Lineage: Eukaryota; Fungi; Basidiomycota; Exobasidiomycetes; Ceraceosorales; Ceraceosoraceae.
AUGGAAGUGGACAACGAAGCGCCAGUAGCGGGUCCGAGCUUAGCUGUCCCAUCUGCAGCUGCUGUACCGACAUCGAUGUCCGCCCUUCCUCCAGCACCAGCACCAGCGACGGCAGCUCGGUCGUCAGACAGAGCACGUCGACCCUCUGCUCUUGCUCUCGCAGCAAUGAAUCGGCCCUCAUCGUCAGAUUCAGAUGACGAUGCGGAUUCAGACUCGGCCUCUGAUGGAGGUAGCACUGCGCGCAGACGACGAAAGAGGACUGCGCCUAGCACAGCAGCGGCAGGUGGCUUCUCGGUUGCCAGGCAAUCGGCUAGAGCUGCUGCCGUGGCUGCUGCUGCAGCUGUCUCCGAGCAGACUCGAGCUGAAGGCGGUGGAGGACCAAGCAGAAAGGGUACAAAUAAUGGCGGGGCUGGUGCUGCCAGUCUAUUGGGCGGCGGUCUGGCGAGAAGGUUGAAGCUCAACCUGAAAUCUACGAUUGGCAGCGCGGGAGGAAGUACUUCGGGCACGGGACCAAAGAAUGAGGCAUACAUGCAGGGCUACACCAGGGAGCUGGAUGAUUCAGAUGAUGAUGACGAAGGUGUCGCCAAGGCUGUGACGAAAGAUGGACCGGAAGCUCAAGAUGGCAAGGGAUCUGGCGUCGCCUUUGAAGAGCAGCUCAUUCUAAGACUUGCUGCUGGCAGCCCAGAACUCGAAACCUUGAGAGGAUGGGUCAAAAAUCGUGCAGUUGGGACAGACAAGGCGAAUGUCGAGCUCAAGUUUAAAGGUGAGCGAGUGUACAAGCGUCGUACCCGCUACAUGCCAUGCGAAACUGCUGACCUUGUUGGCACCACAUUUAGACUCUCGUAGAGCGACGUUCAAGAUCGGUAAUACGACGUUGCCGGCCAAAUUGGUUGACCUGCCCACGAUUUUGGAGACGCACAAGACGCUGGACGGUCGUCAACUGUUCAAGGUUGCCGAUAUCAGUCAGAUGCUUCUCGUCGGAGGUGAUGGCGACAGAAGGGAGGAAGAGGAAGACGUAAACGAUCGCAAAGGCGGAGGUGCCGACGCGUACGUCUGGGACAGCGGUAUCACACCUCCAAUGAGAUACGCGAGGAAGAGGCGCUUCCGUAAGCGCACCAACAAGCGUGUGAGCGAUGUUGGAGUGUGGCGUAUUUUUGGUUGCACUUCAUGGACUUGGCCCACGUUCCUGUGCACAGGUCAUUGAAACGGUCGAAAAAGAGGUCGAAAGGCUGCUAGCAGACGACAAGCGGGCAGAGAAGCUCGAGUACGGUGAGUCGUGGCUCGUCAGACUGCGAUACCCGCUUUGCACCCGCUCACGCUGCACGAUCAUGUUGCACAGAAAUGAUCGACGUGGCCGAUCUAUCUGAUGGUGGUGGAGACGAAGAGGAGGUUCAAGGUGGCGCUGGAGAAGGCGCUUCGAUGGUCGGCGAUGAAGAUGGCGAGAGGGAUGAGGAAGAUGGCGAAGAUGACGGAGGCGAAGGCGGUGAAGACCGAGACGGAUCGGUAGCUCCUACUGAAGGUGAAGGGCGGGAAGAGUAUAUAGACGAAGAAGAGGGCGAAGGUGAAGGUAUGGUGGAUAUGGCGCUCGCUGCAGAAUUGGAAGCUGUGAUGCGAGGCGAGGCGUCAGAUUCGGAGUCGGGCUCAGACGAAGGCUCGGCUUCUGUCACCACUUCGAACACGCGGGGCGGUCGAGGACGAAGCGUUUCUGCCAGAGCUACCUCGGAAGAGGGAGAUGGAGAUCUCUGGGGAGAUGAGGACGAAGAGGACGAGUCUGGAGGAGAGGACGAUGAGGAAGCUCGAGAAGGGGAUGAUCAAGAUGGGCCAGAUCUGGACGAUGAUGAUGAUGUGGAUGCGGAAGAGAGCGAACGAAGAGUGAGAGAAUCUCAAGUGGAAGCGGCGGUCAAGGAGAUGGAAUUGCUGGUCAAACGCAAGACGAACGAAGCAAACGCUGCUACCAAUGUCGUGAUCAAGGUGAGUGCCAGAAUUCUGUGACAUUUUUCUUCAGCUAGUGAAACGUCUCUCUGACGUGCUGCUGCUCGCCGCGCGCUGCAGAAUCGCCAAUUGGACGCCUUGAAGCGCCUGACGACGGAGCGCGAUCUCAAACAAGCACAAUUACAAGAGAUUCGCAGCGAACGAAGAGCGCGCGCCCAAGUACGAGCGAAAGAAGCAGCUGAUGCGGAUGCUGCUCUUCAAGAGAAUGAAACCGGGCGCGCAGCCGAAUCCGAGGCGGACGAGCACGGCAUGGACGUGCAGCAAGAAGAGGAGACGAAGGAUCAUGGAGACGAGCUAG